Messenger RNA from Anoplopoma fimbria (sablefish), 20789 nucleotides. Its product is annotated as histone-lysine N-methyltransferase 2C-like. The record is from RefSeq and is a predicted model, not a curated record. Gene Ontology annotation, cellular component: nucleus; MLL3/4 complex. Lineage: Eukaryota; Metazoa; Chordata; Actinopteri; Perciformes; Anoplopomatidae. Gene Ontology annotation, molecular function: histone H3K4 methyltransferase activity; transcription coactivator activity; histone binding. Gene Ontology annotation, biological process: positive regulation of transcription by RNA polymerase II.
UCCUCCAGCGGCAGAGACGAGCCGUGGCCGGUGGCUCGGCGGAUGUUUCCAGCGGACUACUUGUCGUGCUGUCGCUGACAGGCGGUGCUUCGGUCGCUGCAAACAUGGCGUCCAUGACGGAGCUCCCAGAGUAGACCCGAACAGCUCCUCUCUGCUCCUGCUCCUCCGGGAUGUCCCCCAACCCAGCGCAGACCUGCAGACCGACCAGGACGCGAGCCAGAGGACUCUGAUCCUGCUCCUCUGACCCGGGUCUGAUCUCUGACCCGGGUCUGAUCUCUGAUCCGGGUCUGCACGGAGCGGCUCAGCCGGAGAGGAAGAGAAGCCAGACCAGCAGACCAGUAACCAGUAACCAGGAACCAGUAACCAGUAGCAGACCAGCAACAGACCAGCAACCAAAUGCCGUCUGAGGCUCAGUCUCAGGAGCCUCGGGACAGAGGACCGGCCCCUCCCGUCACUCGGGCAGGACGCAGCGCUCAGCUGGCCUUAGCCGCCGCUAUAAGCCCCGCCCCCGAGAGGAGGACUCGUGGGCGACCUCGGAGAGAUGGGAGUAGCGGCCGCUCUGGGCCCCCCACACCACCUCCUCCUCCUCCCUCCAAAUCCAGGAAGAAGGGGCGGAGUCAAGGCCAAGUAGAGGAUGAGGAGAAAAAACCCCAGAAGACAGAGGUGAAGGAGAAGACAACAGGACGCCGUCGGUCCACCUCCAGGAGAAAAUCCAACGCAAACCCUGAACCCAGCCAGGACCAUCUCAGUCUGGUACCUGACCUGACAGUCCCAGACUCCAGCCCACAACCAGCUCCCAGUGCUGAGGAGGAGGACAGAACCAGCCCUGCUCCUGCUGCCCCGCUCCCCCUCCAGCCCAGGACCAGCUUCCAGUCCUGCCCCGCCUCCAGCCCCAGACCUGCUCCUGAUGCUGUGGAGGAGGACCGGCCGAGCCACAGCCCCGCCCCCAUGGAGACGGUUCCUAUGGAGGCAGAGGGGGCGGAGCCAGUCGCACAGAGCAGAGAUGAGGACUCGCUGUCCCCUCUCUUCCAGCUGUUAGAGGACUCUGGGGGCUCUCCCCCCCCCAGCCUGGAACACACCAAUAAAAGGCUGAAGCAGUGUGCCUUCUGUUACCGUGGCGACCAGCCUCCUCUGGGUCAGGGCCGCCUGGUGGUGUUCGGCCCGACGCCCGGCUACAUCCCGCUCCACAUCCUCAACCGCCGCGCCUCCUCCGACCGAGACAAUGACUGUCACGACCACUGUUACCGCGGCGACCAGGCCCCGCCCACGUGCAGCAGUCCAGAACAGUGUGAGGGGGAGUCUUCCUCAGAGUUUGUGGAGCAGCUCGGACCCGUCGGCCUUCCACAAGACAUCAACGUCCAAUCACUGUUUGACCCCACAGGUCAGUGCUGUGCUCACCUGCAGUGUGCGGCCUGGUCAGAGGGGGUGUGUCGUGGCGAGGGCCAAUCGCUGCUCUACGUGGACAAAGCCAUCGACUCGGGAAGCACUCAGGUGUGUGCGUUCUGCCGCCGGCUCGGAGCAUCGCUGCGUUGCCAGGAGACGAGCUGUGGGCGGAGCUUCCACUUCCCCUGUGCUGCUGCUGCUGGAGUUCACCAGGACUGGACCCACAGACACACACUGUGUACAAGACACACACACUCAGUGACCUCCCAGUGUGUGUUGUGUUCGAGUGGCGGUGAAGUCAGCGGUCUGUUGAUGUGUUGUUGCUGUGGUAACUGUUACCAUGGCAACUGCCUGGACCCCCCUCUGGCCCCCUCCCCCCUGUGCAGGGCCGGCUGGCAGUGUCCUCAAUGCCGAGUGUGUCAGAGCUGCAGGGUGAGAGGGGAUGAUGCUGUGCUGCUGGUGUGUGAACGCUGUGAUAAAUCCUACCACACACACUGUCUCACGCCUCCUCUGGAUGACACACCGCGCCCCGGCUGGAGAUGCAAGAACUGCAGAAUCUGCCGCCGCUGUGGUGUGAGGUCAUCAGGCCAGUGGGCCAAUCACCCGUUUCUGUGCGAGUCAUGUGACCUGGCCCUGCCCUGCCCGCUCUGUGACCACGCCCCCAACGCACUGCAGGACUGUCUGAUGUGUUCCUGCUGCUAUAGGUGUGUCCAUACAGAGUGUAUUGUCCAGGCUGGGGAAGGCAGGGCGCGGUCUGAAGAUUACAUCUGCACCACCUGCAGGCCUCAAGAAGAGGCGCCGAUCCCACACACUCCUAUUCCAUGCAGUCCUACCCUAGCCCCGCCCCUCAGUACCACACCGGUAUCACACAUUAGUAUUACCCAGCCACCAAGUCCAAGUCACACAGAGGCUCUGCCCAUCAGUCCUACAGCUCAUAACCCAGUCCAGCUCAUGAGCUCAGAGCAACCACAGAGUCCUACCAAAGUCCUUUGUACACCAUUGCAGCAAAGUCUUACGUCAUCUCCCCCUGAACCCACAGAGUUCCAACACAGUCCUGCACCAUCUCCCCCUGAACCCACAGAGCUCCAACACAGUCCUGCACCAUCUCCCCCUGAACCCACAGAGCUCCAACAUAGUCCUGCACCAUCUCCCCCUGAACCCACAGAGCUCCAACACAGUCCUGCACCAUCUCCCCCUGAACCCACAGAGCUCCAACACAGUCCUGCACCAUCUCCCCCUGAACCCACAGAGCUCCAACACAGUCCUGCACCAUCUCCCCCUGAACCCACAGAGCUCCAACACAGUCCUGCACCAUCUCCCCCUGAACCCACAGAGCUCCAACACAGUCCUGCACCAUCUCCCCCUGAACCCACAGAGCUCCAACACAGUCCUGCACCAUCUCCCCCUGAACCUACGGGGAUCCAAAGUAGUCCUGCACCAUCCCCCCCUGAACCCACAGAGCUCCAACACAGUCCUGCACCAUCUCCCCCUGAACCCACAGAGCUCCAACACAGUCCUGCACCAUCUCCCCCUGAACCUACGGGGAUCCAAAGUAGUCCUGCACCAUCCCCCCCUGAACCCACAGAGCUCCAACACAGUCCUGCACCAUCUCCCCCUGAACCCACAGUGCUCCAACACAGUCCUGCACCACCACCCCCUGAACCCGCAGAGCUCCAACACAGUCCUGCACCAUCCCCCCUGAACCCACAGAGCUCCAACAUAGUCCUGCACCAUCUCCCCCUGAACCCACAGAGCUCCAACAUAGUCCUGCACCAUCUCCCCCUGAACCCACAGAGCCACAACGUAGUCCUGCACCAUCUCCCCCUGAACCCACAGAGCUCCAACGUAGUCCUGCACCAUCUCCCCCUAAACCCACAGAGCCACAAUGUAGUCCUGCACCAUCGCACCCUGAAUCAACAGAGCUCCAACAUAGUCCGGCACCAUCUCCCCCUGAACCCACAGAGCCACAACGUAGUCCUGCACCAUCUCCCCCUGAACCCGCAGAGCUCCAGUAUAGUCCGGCACCAUCUCCCCCUGAACCCACAGAGCCACAACGUAGUCCUGCACCAUCUCCCCCUGAACCCACAGAGCUCCAACACAGUCCUGCACCAUCUCCCCCUGAACCCACAGAGCUCCAACACAGUCCUGCACCAUCUCCCUCUGAACCACCAGAGCUCCAACAUAGUCCUGCACCAUCUCCCUCUGAACCACCAGAGCCCCAACAUAGUCCUGCACCAUCUCCCCCUGAACCCUCAGAGCUCCAACAAAGUCCUGCACCAUCUCCCUCUGAACCACCAGAGCUCCAACACAGUCCUGCACCAUCUCCCUCUGAACCACCAAAGCCCCAACAUAGUCCUGCACCAUCUCCCCCUGAACCCUCGGAGCUCCAACAUAGUCCUGCACCAUCUCCCUCUGAACCACCAGAGCUCCAACACAGUCCUGCACCAUCUCCCUCUGAACCACCAGAGCACCAACAUAGUCCUGCACCAUCUCCCUCUGAACCCACAGAGCUCCAACAUAGUCCUGCACCAUCUCCCUCUGAACCCACAGAGCUCCAACAUAGUCCUGCACCAUCUCCCUCUGAACCCACAGAGCUCCAACACAGUCCUGCACCAUCCCCCUCUGAACCACCAGAGCUCCAACACAGUCCUGCACCAUCUCCCUCUGAACCCACAGAGCUCCAACACAGUCCUGCACCAUCUCCCCUUGAACCCACAGAGCUCCAACACAGUCCUGCACCAUCCCCCUCUGAACCACCAGAGCUCCAACACAGUCCUGCACCAUCUCCCUCUGAACCCUCAGAGCUCCAACAAAUUCCUACACACUCUCACUCUAAUCAGCAAGAGCUUAAGCAAAGUCUACUACCCUCUCACCCUGAUCUUUCAGAGCUCCAAGAAAGUCCUUCAAAACCUCAUCUUUAUCCUCCCUCCGUCUCAGGUAGGGCUUAGUCCUACCUGUGUUCAGGUAGGGCCUUCAGAGCCUGAGCGUAGCCCCCCACCACACAGUCCUGCACAGUGCGGCACUACUCAGACACAGUGCGGUAGACCAUGUAGUCCUACCGACAUCAUCAUCACACAGCCUCAGCACAGUCCCCCACAAAGACGGCAUAGUCCUAUGCCACAUUGUCCUGCACAAGUUGAAACAUUCCCUCCACAGAGUCCCACACACAAUGCUGAACGUACACUGGACCAGGAGACCCCUGGGUUAACCAGCCCUGCUGGGCUGCAAUGUGGGCCUGCAUGGGACAUUACUACACUGGAACAGGACCUCUCACCAGUCUGCUGUAGGUCUACUCGGACAGUAAGCAGACACGCCUCACUGAGGCCCAAUUCAGUUCCAUGUAGCCCAUCACCGUCCCCACUCAGAGCCACACAGUGUAGUCUGUCACUGCCUGCUAGCCCAAUACAGGCCGACACCACACAGCCUUUCAAGCCUUUACAUCUUAGCCUUCUUCCUGUUCAGCUUGCUACAGAGUCCAGAGUCACAAAAGAAUGCACCCAAACCAGUACCAUAAAGCUGAAGUCCUUGGAGCAUAGUCCCAUGCAGCUGAGUCCCAACCUUGAUGGCCAAACACUGGAAAGUAGCCCCACAUCUGUCCUAUCCAUAAUGCCCCCUGUUGGCAAACUCACAAACGAGGCUGCUUCUGUUCUGAGUAGCAUGGUUAGCUCUGACCAUUCUAGACCCCAUCUGGGUCCUGCCAUGGCCACACCAGAAAGCCUUGUUCACAUAAGCAGUUCAGUGGAACACAGUAGCCUAACUUUGCCACCUUGUGCUCAUGACAGCCCAUCACGCUGCACAGAAGCUAUUGGAGGUAAAGCCAGAUCCAGCUCAGCUGGUCAUAGCCCCAAACAUAUCAGUCAAAAGCCUACAAGCCCUGUCAGCUCUAAUCAGGCCUGUGCUAGCCUGAUGCUAGUGGAGACUACAGAGACUAGCCCCUCAACACAACCAGCUGGCCCUGUAACGCUUACAGCCAGCUACUCUGCGCAAGCAAUCGGCCCCUUGGCCCCACCUGUUGGGUCUUCAACACAACUAGCUAGGCCUUCAGCAGUACUGGCUAGAUCCAUCCACCCCAUCUCAUGUCAGGAUGAGGAGAUAGCAGUAGAUGAUGACCACCCCAAGCAUUUUAUUCAGUCAGAAACUAGUCCCAGCCAUCUUAACCCCUCUCCGGACAGAAGAGGCCAUACCAGCCCUACCCAUGCUUGCCCAGUCAGCACAGAAGCUAACAGUGGGUACAGUCGAAUUGGCUCCAUGCAUGUUCAAGAAAGGACUAGUCCCUUUGUUUGUAGCUUUUCAGAGCUUGCUCGGACUCAGGCAAGCAAAAGUCCCAAACAACCUGGUCAGUCAAAUCCCUCACAAACUACCUGCAGUCCUUCUCCAGUACAGACAAGCCCUCUGCAUACUAGCUUUAGUCCUCCACACUGUAGGCUGACUGAUUCUAGCCCAGCUGGUAGUUCUGUGAGCCACAGUUCCCGCUCUGCUAGCAUUACCGAUGUUAAUGUCAGCCACAGUCCACUAAGGUCUGGUCCUGCUGGUCAAGAUGGUCCUUCUCACAUACAAAGCACCUGUAGUGAUGCCCACUCAGGCCCAGUCCAUAGCCGGACUCCCUCAUUAGCUUGCACGACAUCCAGCAGCCCUGCACAUGCUACUGUAUCUUGUGUUAGCCCACCUCACAGUCCAGCUCAGGCAACUGAAACGUAUCAAAGCCCCACAGGUAGCCCCCAUUACAGCCAAGUUCCCCAAACUGGAACCAGUUGUGGGCUGACUAUGGCUAAGCUGAGCCCCUCCUUGACUAGUUCAAGUCUUGAUGAGGACAUGGUGACCAGUUCCAUAAAACAAAGCUCUGUUCUUCCCACAGUGGUUCAGCUUGAUUCAGGUCUUGUUGAACCUACGGACUGUAUUAAGCAGACGAGCCAUGAACCUGCCAGUUCCCUUCCUGAUGACUCUUCUUCUGUUAGUCCCAACCAGGCUAGUCUGAGCCGGGUAAGCCAGUCCCCAGCUAGUCCUCUCUAUACCGCCCACAGGUCUGCGGUUAAAAGCCAACAAAACACUGCCUCGGUAAGCCCCUUGUAUCAAAGACCAAGCACCCCUGCUGAUACUACUUCCACUCUGGCUAGUCUGAGCCAUGCGAGCCCUGUCCAUUGGAGUAUCACUCAGGAUCACGUUGCGAUGCCUACCACUGGCCACAUUAGUGAAAUGCCCCCACCCUGUGCCUCCUCACAGGUUAGCCCUCCUCAGACAUCCUCUCCUCAUGCCCCACAGGAUCAGGCUAGCUCUGUGCACAGUAGCCCAGUCGCUAGUCCUGUUUGUGGCCCUGUGCAAUCAGGGGAUUCACAAGUUACCUCUUGUCCUACCAGUCCUGUGCAGCCAGAGGCUAGUCCCAGUCCUGGACCAGGUAGCCCUUUGAGGUGGGAGGCUAGACCUGGGUCCCAUUCAGUUAGUCCUGUUCUUGCUACCCAUGGCCAGACUGAAACCAGCCCUAGUCCUGGUCUUACUAGGUCUGUGCAACCUGAUGUUGGUCCUCAUCCUGGAGGCCACUCUGUGUCCAGCCCCCAGCAACACACAGCAGAGGGGGAGUCUUCAGUCACUAUGGAUGUCAGAAUGGUGGAGGUGGAAGAAAAGAAAACUGAAGAGGAGAAGGCUCACCAGACAAGAAAGGAGAGUCCAGAGGAAGGAGAUGAACCAGACCAGGCGGAGGAGGAGGAUCAGCAUUCCAGCUCAGACCGUCCCCCUUCAGGAGUCCAGCUGGGAUCUGAAGACCCUCACCCUGCUGCUGCCUCCCUCCUCCUCCCACAGCCAGCUCCUCCCAUCCCUCCACUCACCACACCACACUCGGCCUUACCACUCCAACAGCCCUCCUGCUCCCCCACACCUUCACUUCUUGCCUCCCCCCUCCCCUCACCACAAUCUCCUCCUCCUCCUAGAGCUGGCUCUCUGGAGGCCUCCCCUCACAGGACUGCCUUACUCACUUCCUGCUCCCCCCAUACCCUGCCUCCUCCCUCCCUUCCUGUGAGAGAGGAAUCUACCUAUCACAGUGAAGCCGUGAUGGGGGAGGUGGGGCUGGAGGACAAACCGCUCUCCGGUCAUGUGACAUCAGCGAAUGAUGACAGCCAAUCACAGAGUCAGUUUGAACUCACCAAAGAUAAGCACCAAUCACAUGCUGAGCCUUUAGAGAGGGAGGAGGAAGGGCCUCCUGAAACGCCGGAGCCAAUAGCUACAGACUUGACUGCUUCCGAGGUGGUUGCUGGGCAACAGCCAAUGAAGGAGAAGCAGGAUGCAGAGGAGCGGGAACAGGGAGAGGAUGUGACUGGUAUGGUGACGAGGGAGAGCGCCGAGCAGGAGGACCAAUCAGAUGUGGAGGAGGAUCCGGUUAGCCCUGUGCUGGAAUUGGACUUGGACAUUGAGAUGAUGGCACUGAUGACCUCCUCAUCUCCUCCCCCCUCCCUCCUGCAUCUCUCCUCCCCCAGCCCACCUCCCUUCUCCCGUCGGGGGACGGGUCGGACUCUCAGGCCUCCUCCCUGCUCCUCCAGGCCUUCGGACGACCUCUCCAUCCGUCUUAGGCAGUCGCCCUUCUCCACUGAGGCCUCCCCCGAGACCUCACCUGCCAGAUCUCCCGUAACCCCGCCUCCUCUCUCCCCGCCCUCAACUCCUCUCCGGUACUCCCCCCCUGCCCGGGAGUCUUCACCUCUUUCAAAGGCUCCUCCCAUCACUGUUCUCCCCCUCACUCCUAAAAUUGGAAUGGGGAAACCGGCCAUUUCCAAGAGGAAGUUCUCCCCCGGCAGAGCCAGGAUCAGACAGGGUUCGUGGUGGAGUAAUCGCAGGGCGGUCAGCCCCCCCUCGUCCUCCCAGGAUUCCAUGGGAGAAGCAGGAUGGGACAGCCUCAAGCCCCGUCCACCGGACCCCCCCCUCUGGAGUAUGAAAGUGGGUCGUGGUUCAGGGUUUCCAGGGAGGAGGAGGUCCAGAGGAGGAGGUCUUGGAGGAGGAAGAGGGGGAAGAGGGAGGAGCCGGCUGAAGACUCAGGACUGUGUGACUGUGUCACCUGGCUGUGUGUAUGUGGAACCGUUCCAGCCGAAGGAGGAAGAGGAGAACUCGAUGCACAACACGGUGGUGAUGUUCUCCACCUCGGACCACUUCACCCUCAGACAGGACAUGUGUGUGGUGUGUGGUAGCUUUGGUCAGGGAGCUGAAGGCAGACUGUUGGCCUGUUCUCAGUGUGGACAGUGUUACCAUCCCUACUGUGUUAACGUCAAGAUCACGCGGGUCGUCCUGACCAAAGGUUGGCGAUGUCUGGAGUGUACAGUGUGUGAGGCGUGUGGCGAGGCCAGCGACCCCGGGCGACUGUUGCUAUGUGACGACUGUGACAUCAGCUACCACACCUACUGCCUGGACCCGCCCCUUCACACGGUCCCGAAGGGAGCCUGGAAGUGCAAGUGGUGUGUGUGGUGUGUCCAGUGUGGCUCCGCCUCCCCAGGGCUGCACUGUGAUUGGCAGAAUAACUACAGUCGCUGUGGACCGUGUGCCAGUCUGAGCCGCUGUCCUCUCUGUCAGAGACAGUACACACAGGACGACCUGAUACUGCAGUGUCAGCAGUGUGACAGGUGGGUCCACGCUGUGUGUCAGAGCCUGAACACUGAAGAUGAGGUGGAGGCUGCUGCUGACGAAGGCUUCGACUGCCAGCUGUGCCGAACAAACAGCCGCAGCUCCUACGUGCGGUCAGAGAGGCUGGAUUCUCCCUACACGGCUCAGAUCAUCUCCAGGACCAGAGAACCGGACGUGAAGACCUACACUCAGGACGGAGUGUGUCUGACGGAGUUGGGUCUGUCUCAGCUUCAGUCUCUGGUGGAACCUCUGACGUCGCCUCGUGGUUACCGACGGUGUAAACCCAAACUGAAGCUGAGGAUCAUCAAUCAGAACAGUGUGUCUGUGCUGCAAACUCCACCUGACCCCGAACCCCCCUCCAAGCAGGACCCCAGCAGAGGUGACUUGGAAUGUGAGAUGAAAUCUGACUCCAGCCCUGAGCGAGACCACGCCCCCGAUGAUGUCACAAAGGAGUCUGAGGUUACCGACGGCAACAAGAAGAGGAAAAGGAAACCUUACCGGCCUGGUAUCGGUGGGUUCAUGGUGCGUCAGCGUGGAGGGAAGGCCGGUCCAAGCAGAAUCAAACUUUGCAGAAAAGAUUCGACAGAGAGGCUUCUGGGUAGAGACGAAGACGUUACCAUGGAGACGGUGUUACCUGCUGAGCAGAUGAUGGAGAAGGUGAAGAAGAGGUACAGAAAGAAGAAGACCAAGCUGGAGGAGGCGUUCCCUUCUUAUCUCCAGGAGGCGUUCUUCGGUCGCGUUCUUCUGGACGGGAGCCGUCAGGCGGACAGGAGGCAGGAGGUGGAGACACCGUGUGCCAGCCAAUCAGGAGCAGCUACAGGUGACAUGAAAAGCCCCGCCCCUGGAUUACAUGGUCCCUCCCCCUCAGGCCUGACGCUUGGCGCCGUGGCAACCCACGCCAUGAAGAAGCCAGGAACCUUGCCCAUGUCGGAGGAAGCUCUGCUGGAUCUGUCUGAUGUUCUCAACACUGAUCCUCACAUACUGGCCACAGGACACACAGGUCACUUCCUGCUGGAGCGCUCCCUCUCUCCCUUUGCCGGUCUGGACAUCAGCUGCAUGGCGGAUGACCGUACAGGAGGUGGUGGGCGUGGCCUGAGGGCGGUGCAGGAGGAGCCUCUGGACGCCAUCUUAAGUCCAGAGCUGGACAAGAUGGUCACUGAUGGAGCCAUCCUCAGCAAACUGUACAAGAUCCCAGAGCUGGAGGGGAAGGACGUGGAGGAGGUGUUCACUGCUGUUCUCAGUCCAAACAGCAGCAACAACCAACAACCUGAGCAGAGUCAACACACACACACUGCUGCAAGCAAGACACACACACACAACACAGCUGUGAUACCUCGUCUUCCGCUGAAGAACGGCCUGAUGGGAGCUGCUCCUCGUUUUCCUAACACUCACAUGAUAUCCAGCGGCGCCCAGAGUCCAGCUGGCUUAAGGGUCCGACCUCCUGAGAGCCCUGCCCCUGGACUAGUCUCAACCAAUCGGACGUCAGCAGGAGAGGGCGAGCAGGACGUGAUGUCGACCGCUCAGAGGGGAAUGUUGAAGUGGGAGAAGGAAGAAACUCUGGGAGAGAUGGCCACCGUCGCUCCGGUCCUCUACUGUAACACCAAGUUCCCCGAGCUGAGAGAGCAGCAUCCUGACUGGUCCACCAGAGUGAAGCAGAUCGCCAAGCUGUGGAGGAAGGCCAGCUCUCAGGACAGAGCUCCCUUCGUGCAAAGAGCUCGAGACAACCGGGCGGCUCAGCGCAUCAGUAAGGUGCAGCUGUGCAGCGACCCGCUCAGACACCAGCAGCCCUCACAGCCACCGCCGCCGCUGCUGCCGGGACCUUAUGACCCCGUUUCCAUGGAGACAGAGGGGGCAUUAAAGGACCCGCUGAGGCCCAAAGAAACGGAACAAGAGCAGGAGUGGAAGCUCAGACAGGGAGAGGUUAAAGACAGAUGGGGAGCCAAUAAGAAGAGGCAGGAAAAUCUCCCCCAAAGCAAAGCCCAUAACUCCCCUGAUAAAGGUUGUCCCUCCCAGGCAUCUGUAGCAGGAAGUGGCCCAGAGGCUCUGCUCAUGCGUCAGAAGAGCAAGCAGCAGGCCAAGAUUGAGGCGAGUCAGAAGGUGGAGCAGGUGAAGAGCGAGCAGCUCCUCCAUCAGCUCCAGCUCUCCGGACGCUUUUCUCCCGACGCCGGCAGUCGGAGCCCCGUGGCUCGUGGCCAGCAGCCCGUCGUCGGGGGCAACGCCUCCCCCCUCCAUCCUCAGUCCUCCCGACAGCACCUCCUCCUGCAUGGCUCGGGACCGGCUGACGACGUCUUUCUUAGACCACAAGCUCCUCCCCCCUCCGGCUUCUCCUCGCUACCUCACUCCCCCUCCCCUCAGAUGUUCUCCCCACCCUCCUCCCGUCCCUCCUCACCCUGGGAACCCUACAGUAAGGUAGCGGGGACUCCUCGCCCCCCCUCCUCCCAGGCUGGCGGCACACCGGCUCCCCAACAGCGUCACAACUCCCUCAGCUCCUCCCCGGCCCACGAUGCCUUUGGUUCUCCUGCACCGUCCCCCGACUCCAAGACCUCCGACGUCUCCAGGACCCUCGGACCCCAACAAGGACUGCAGCCGAACAGGGGUGGUAUGAUGAGCCCUCUCUCUGGCUCCGCCCCCGACCCCUCAUCCCGACACACGGGUUUGAGAGCGGCUGAGGGGUACCAGCGGACUCCUAACUGCAGUAGCAUGCGAGCAGCGGCGUGCGACCUGUACGGUCGCGGUGGUGAAACGGUGCAGGGCGGCUUGUUUAAAGCCCCCAUGCCUCCUCAGCUCCAGCCUCAGCAGGAGGUGUUUGGUACCACAGGAGGAGCAGGAAGGAGGGACCUGUCCAGACCCAGACCUAGGCUUUGCUCUCUCCCAGUCACAGGACCCUCCCUUCCCCCCAGUCCUCUGUCAGGACUGGGCUCCCCCCACCGCAGCCCCUACCACCAGACGCCAGGCACCCCCAGACCUGACUACAGCCAGCAGAUCACUGACCCCUUCACCCAGCACUCACCUUUGACCUCCCGGCCUUCGCCUGACCCCUAUGCCAACCCUCAGACUCCUGGUACACCACACCCUCAUUCUGACCCUACAUACCUCACCCCACCACCUGCACUGAGACUGGACCAGUAUAACCAGCAGUGUACCAGCAGGCGUCCGUCCCCCUCCCACCCAAACCUCGACCCUUACGCCUCCAACCCGGGGACUCCCCGCCCGACCUUCACCGAGCACUUCCCUCGAUCACCGGGGAGCCAGCGGAACACCGACACCUAUGCUCGGCCCCAGAAGGCCCCAGAGCCCUUCCACCAGACCCCCAUGGAGAGCUUCACGUCCUCAGGAUCUGGUUCAUCACCUUUGGUUCAAGGGCUGUCUGGAGAGACUGGGAGCUUCACCCCAACACACCACCAGCUGCAGCAGUCUCCAGGAAGACAACAACAACAACAGCAACAACAGGACCUAUUUCCCACAACCCCCGGCAGUCAGACCCUGAAGCACCCUGGGAUGUCAGAGGAGAGCGGCUUCUUGGCCAGUCAGACUCCAGGUCAUGACCCCUUUGAGCAGGGUCACAUGACAGCAGGCCUCUCACAGACGGACAAUACCACAGCCAAUGAAAUGGCAGCGAUGUCUGUGGCUUCUUUGGAUGGACCAAUGAGCAUGCUGCCUCAGCUCGGGGACUCGGAGGAGAAGCUGAGACAGCGUCAGCGUCUCCGGCAGCUCAUCCUGAGGCAGCAGCAGCAGAAGAGUGCCUUACGGCUGGAGAAAGGUCUGCAGGAAGCAGCUGCUGGAUUCCCUGGACCCCAUGCUGCUGGACCUUCUGGACCCCAUGCUGCUGGACCUUCUGGACCCCAUGCUGCUGGACACGCGCCUGGUUCUGCCACACCACGACACUGGUCCCAGGUAGACCCCUCCACUGCUCCCCCGAUAGACCUGUUUGGACGUCCCCCACCCCCUUACCCCGGCACUGUGAGGCCUGGUGGAGCAGCAGGGGCUCUGGCCCCCAGAUUCCCUGGAGGUUUCUCAGGGGAGCAGCAGAGGGGGUUCUCCCACAGAGAGCUGCCAGUCCGAGGACCAGUCCUGAGAUUUGGUGUUCCUCCAGGAGCUCCAGUGGGUCUCCAGGACUCCUUCUUACGGCCUCCCCAGGGAGCGGUGCCUGGAUGUGGGCUCGGUAUGGUGGAGGGAGUCCCGUUCCAGAUGAAGAGGUCGAUACCGGUGGAGUUUACCAGCAUCCGACCCGUCCCGGCUUCCGCCGCUCAGCCACACAUGAUUCCUGGUGUCCCCCAGCCCUUCCUUCCCCGCUCCCUCCCACUCCAGCAGCACAGUAUCAUGGGACAGCCCUACAUCGAACUCCGACACCGCGCUCCAGAGAACCGCCUGAGGCUGUCCUUCUCUCAGCCCGAGGCCCCGAUGCUGCUCCCCAGAGACCCCCAGCCGUCCUCGGUCAGGCCAGGUCCUGGGGCCAGGAUGGGGGAGACGGCGCUGGGCCCCGCGAUGGUGAUGGAACAGCUGAACCACCAGCACCAGCAGCACCUGGUCCACGCAGCAGUGUUCACCCAGACCGGAGAGUCCACGCUCCCGGAGGAGCACCUGGAGGGGGAGGACUCUGCCGUGAAGGACCUGGAAGACGUGGAGGUGAAAGAUCUGGUAGACCUCAACCUGAACCUGGACCCUGAAGACGGGAAAGAGGACUUGGAUCUGGGUCCUAAUGAUCUCCACCUCGACGACUUCCUGCUGUCGGAGAAGUUUGACCUGAUCGCCUACGCAGACCCCGAGCUCAAUCUGGAGGACAAGAAGGACAUGUUCAAUGAGGAGCUGGACCUGGGGGAGCCGGUGGAGGAGAAGGAUGGAGCCAAACAGGUCAAACAGGAAGUGCAGGACGGACCCUCUGCUACGCAGCACCCUGCACCUCACCACGGGGAGGUCACCAACAGCAGACCCCCCUUACAUCCAGGUCCUCCAGGUCCUCUAAAGUCGGAGGCAGCCGACUCCAGCCAGGCCCAGGAACAGGCUCCGUCAUCGGGCAUGGCUGCCAGAGUUCACCCCCCCAUGGCUGGAGGUCAACAGUCUGUCUUCCAGCAGCAGCAGAAUCCGUUUGGACCCCCCCUCGACUCUCUUCACCCCCCUCCCUCAGGGUCUCCCAGUGUCUGCCCACACCGGUCUGACUCCUCAGGGUCCUCCUGCCCCGCCUCACCCGCUCUCCUCCAACCCUCCCAGCCUCACCUCCUUCUCAACCCUCAGACCCAGCUUCCACACCAGGGGACCUCCACCCAGAACCAGGACCAGGCCGUCCUCCCCCAGGACCAGGACCAGAACAGGCCUCUGCUCCUGGAGGAGCAGCCGCUCCUCCUGCAGGAUCUCCUGGACCAGGAGCGCCAGGAGCAGCAGCAGCAGAAACAGAUGCAGGCCCUUAUCCGACAGAGGUCCACCACAGACCCUGUGUUACCCAACAUGGACUUUGACUCCAUCUCUGACCCCAUCAUGAAGGCCAAGAUGGUGGCUCUGAAGGGCAUCAACAAGGUCAUGACCCAGGGCAACCUGGGACUCAACCCCAUGGUCAUCAACAGGUUCCAGCAGGCCCCAGUUGCUCCGGUGGCUCCGGUGGUCCCGGUGGCUCCGGGUCCAGAGGGGACUCCUCAGCCUCCACACCUGGUGGUGGUUCAGGACGGGAAGUUGAACCCCCAGCUGGUGCGACCGAACCCCCCCAGCUUCGGCCCAGGCUUCACCAACGAGUCUCAGCGGCGUCAGUACGAGGAGUGGUUGGGGGACACGCAGCAGCUACUGCAGAUGCAGCAGCGCCUCCUGGAGGAGCAGAUCGCAACUCACCGCAAGACCAAGAAAUCUCUGUCGGCCAAACAGAGAACAGCCAAGAAGGCCGGCCGAGCCCUCGCCGAGGAGGACGCCGCCCAGCUCCGCAACAUGACGGAACAGCAGGGGGCGGUCCAGAAACAGCUGGAGCAGAUCCGGAAGCAGCAGAAGGAUCACGCCGAGCUGAUCGAGGACUACAGGACCAAACAGCAGCAGCAGAGACCUGCAGGAGCGCCCCCCAUCCCCCAGACCCACUUCUCCCUCCCCAUGGUGUCCAUGCAGCCCCACCCGGGCCGUGGCCCCAACGUCCCCCUGGUUGGACCCCAGGGGGCGGGGCCCCCGGGUCCAUGGGUCAGAGGAUGCCCCUUCAGAUGCCCUCCGUCCUGCCUAAAGCCCCCAGGCUCCCCCACACACCCAGACCCCCCAGCAGUCUUCACUGGGGGCCCCACCGGAGGAACCAAUGGAGCAGCAGGGGACGCCGCCCCCCCUCAGGUGAAGUUUGACGAUAACAACCCGUUCAGUGAGGGUUUCCAGGAGAGGGAGAAGAGGGAGAGGCUGAGGGAGCAGCAGGAGAGGCAGAGAGUUCAGCUCAUGCAGGAGGUGGAGCGUCAUCGCUCCCUGCAGCAGAGACUGGAUCAACAAGGCCUCCUGGGAGCCUCCAUGGGUCCUGGAGCUGGAGUAGCAGCCGUUCCCCCAUCUGGACCUCAGUUAGGGUCUCGAGUCGGGCAGAAGCCUGGACUUGGAGGUCCUGCUGCGACGGCACCAGGAAGUGACGGUCCCUUCUUCAGCUCUGAACUGCCCCAGGACUUCCUCCAGUCCCCCCCAGCAGCUAAACCUCCCCCACUGCACCAGGGCCUCUACCAGGGCUUCACAGGAGGACCCCCAACCCCAGGUCUACUGCCGGGGCCCCCAGCAGAGCGGGGCAGGGUCCUGCCUGGGCACGGGCCCCCCAUGGACCCCCACACCAGGCCCUCGGCCCAGGAACAAGUACGGCCAGCUGUGAUGACCCCCUUCCAUCCUGGAGGUCAGGCUCAUGGAUUUGGAAACGACUCCUCCUCUUCCUCCCCCUCUACCUCCCUCCCCCCCUCCUUUGCCUGCUACUCCUCCGGAGGCCCCACCUCCCUCAUCCAGCUGUACUCUGACAUCAUCCCCGACGACAAACCAAAGAAAAAGAGGAGCAGGAAGAGGGAGGGAGAUGACACGGCAGGCGGAGGAGGAGCCAGGACGCCGCUGUCCUCGCACUCUGAUGACACCACAGCUCCGCCCACUCCGGCUGUGUCAGACACUUCCUGCUCAACGCCAACUCGGGGCAGCAUGGACCAAUCAGAACUAUGCUUCUCUCUAAACUCCUCCCUCUCCGGUCUGGCUCCCUCGUCAGAGCUGGAGAGGCAGCUGUCCGUCAUCUCUGCGGCCCAGCAGAGAGGCUCUUUCCUGGGCAUGGAGAGUCAGAGAGGUCCCCUGUCUGCAGCUGGUCUGGAGGUCAAGCAGGAGGAGCGGGAGGAGGGAGGAGCAUGUGGGGGAGGCAUGGUGAAGGUGGAGGAGGAUCAAGGUGAGGGACUCCUCCACCUCUCUCCUCUCCACGGUGGAGACGGGGGGAAGGAGCUGCUCAGACACCUGCUGAAGGACAAGAUGUCCCCCGCCAACACGCCGUCGCCCACCGGCCUUGCCCCGCCCACCGCCCGCCGCCAGCUGUCCAAUGAGAGCGUCCGGUCUGAGGAAGAGGACGGGACUGGCUACCAUGGCAACGUGGUCCUGAUGGACAGUCCAGAUCUCCUGGAUUCAUCCGGCAGGAAGAAGACUCAGCGCUGUAAGAGACUCGCUCGGCCGGAGAAGGAGAGAGCUCCGUCCAAAAACAAGAGGAGGAAGAAAGAGGAGGAGAAGAAGACGCUCCACUCUUCCUCCUCCGCCUCCUGUGACCCGCUAAUGACACACCUGAGACAGCUGUCGGUGCUGCCCCUCAUGGAGCCAGUUCUGGGGGUGGAUCUGAGUCUGUUCCCCCCGUACGGCAGCUCCUCUCUGGGCAGAGACUCCAGUCUGAGCGGCUCCUUCGGUAACGGCUGCCUGGACGGAGUCACGGACUACUACUCCCAGCUCAUAUACAAGCAGAAUAACCUCAGUAACCCCCACCCCCCGGCCUCCCUGCCCCCCACCCCUCCGCCCGUCAGCAGACAGAAACUGGUGAACGGCUUCGCUACGACGGAGGAGCUGGAGAGGAAGGAGAACAGCGAGCAGGAGUCGAAAGGCUUGAAGCAGAAAGGGGAGGGGCUUCUGGCUCUAAACCACGCCUUCAGAACAGUAGAUGUCCCCGCCUCCCUGCCGACCCCGCCCCACAACAACCAGGAAGAGCUCAGGGUCCCUGACUCGACGGGGCGGGAAACCCCGGAGGGCUUCGUCCCCUCGUCUUCUCCAGAGAGCGUGGCGGACGUGGAGGUCAGCAGGUACCCUGACCUCUCCUGGAUCAAACUGGAGCCGCCCUCGCCCUGCCCCUCGCCUACAAUACCCAUGAUGCCCUGCGCCUGGGGAAAAGUGAAACAGGAAGUGAAGGCGGAGCCAAACCAUCAGGGUCGUCCUUCAUGCGCCAACACAGACCUGGUAACCAUAGCGAUAACCCUGAACCCUGUUGCAGCUCAGAGCGUAGCAGAUGUGAUGGCGGCGGUGGCCGAGCUACUGCGUGUCCCCGUCCCCGCUGACUACCAGCUGAGCCGAGCCGCCGGCGCCCAGAGGAGCUCCCUGGCCCUGCUGGCCGGAGUCCGAGUGCCAGUCACACAGGGUUCAACAGGAAGCAAUCAUCAGAGACCUGCAGCUGGGAACGCUGGUGGCAGAAUGGACUACAUCCAACAUGGCGGCGCUGCUGUUGCCAGGCCUCAGUGUUGCAGCUACUGCAAGAUGCUUCUGGGAAACGGAGUCCGAAUGGUCAAGGAGCUCAAACAGGAGGGUCAGUCCAGAUCCAGCCUGAUGUUCUGCAGUCCAAACUGCUCGUCUCUCUACACGUCGGACCUGCAGAGCAGAACAGCUGGGAACCAGGACGCCGUCCCCGUCACGCCGUCCGACUCCGAACGCCCCCUCCCAGCAGAGUGCAGCACCAGUACACCAGCAACAUGUCCUCCAGCCGUCCACUCCCUCCUCCACACCCCCUCCUCACCCACCCCGACCUCCUCCCCACCACUCUCCUUCCCCCCCGCCUCCGCCAUCACCAUGGAGACCAGGCCCCGCAUGGACAGCCUCAAGGUGAAGGUGAAGCUGAAGCCCCACCCCCGGGCGGUCCCAGGAGGCGAGGACUCGCUGUCGUCUCGCCACGGGAAGAGGAUGAAGAGUAACCGCUGGAGACGCUGGAGUUUCAGCAUCACACUCAGCAGGGGCACUUGUGUCCCGAACGAGGCGGUUGCCAUGCCAACGGAGGAGGAAGUGGACGUGCUACUGCAUAAACUUGGGGCGUGUCUUCGUCCCGAUCCGCUACCCAAAGACCAGCGGAGGUGCUGCUUUUGUAACCAGCAGGGAGACGGGCAGACGGACGGACCAGCCAGACUGCUGAACCUGGACCUGGACCUGUGGGUCCACCUGAACUGUGCUCUGUGGUCCAGCGAGGUGUACGAGACCCAGGCCGGAGCCCUGAUCAACGUGGAGCUGGCUCUGAGGAGGAGUCUGUCUCUGCGCUGCGCUCACUGCCAGAGGACCGGAGCCACCAGCGGCUGCAACCGGCUCCGCUGCACCAACACCUACCACUUCACCUGUGCACUGCAGGCCCACUGCACCUUCUUCAAGGAUAAGACCAUGCUGUGUCACCUCCAUAAGCCCAGGACGGUUCCUCUCGGUGGGGACCGAUCCUCCAGCUGCUCCCCCUCUUCCACUCCGGGGCCGACCUUUGACCCCAUGGCGGCGGUCUGUGACCCGUACGACUGCGAGCUGCGGUGCUUCGCUGUGUUCCGGCGGGUGUUCGUGCAGCGGGACGAGGCGCGUCAGAUCGCCGCCGUGGUACAGCGCGGCGACCGGCAGCACACCUUCAGGGUCGGCAGCCUGCUGUUCCGCGCCAUCGGCAGGCUCCUCCCACAGCAGAUGAAGGCCUUCCACAACCAGGCAGCCAUCUUCCCCAUCGGUUACCAUGCCAACCGCAUCUACUGGAGCAUGCGGCACAGCAACAGACGCUGUAAGUACGUGUGCUGCAUCGAGGAGGAGGAGGGAGAGCCGCUGUUCAAGGUGAAGGUGGUGGAGAAGGGUUACGGUGACCUCAUACUGACCGGACCUACGCCUAAAGCUGUGUGGGACCGAAUACUGGAACCAGUAUCACAGAUGAGAGCCUCCAGUGGGACUCUGAAGCUUUUCCCAGUUUACCUGAAAGGAGAAGAUCUGUUUGGAUUGACGACGUCUGCAGUGACCCGGAUCAUCGAGUCUCUGCCAGGUGUGGAGACCUGUGGGCGUUACACCUUUCGUUAUGGGAGGAAUCCUCUCAUGGAGUGGCCCCUGGCCUUCAACCCUUCUGGCUCGGCCCGUUCUGAACCCAAAGCCUGCCAGACCAAGAGACCCAACCUGUUGACCAGCGUGGCCCCCAGGUGUCAGGGCUCGGUGGGCUCCAUCGUGGGCCUCGUGCCCGGCGUCAUCUCUCUGUCUCCCGGGGAGUCGGUGGCGGCGGCUCACCAGGGACGCCACUCCAAGUCGGCCCAGUACCGCCGCAUGAAGGCCGAGUGGAAGACCAAUGUCUACCUGGCACGCUCCCGCAUCCAGGGUCUGGGUCUCUACGCUACCAGAGACAUCGAGAAAUGUACCAUGGUCAUCGAGUACAUCGGCACCAUAAUCAGGAGUGAAGUAGCCAAUCGCAAGGAGAGGCUGUACGAGUCACAGAACCGUGGUGUGUACAUGUUCCGGAUCGAUAACGACUUUGUGAUCGACGCCACCAUCACUGGAGGACCAGCCAGGUACAUCAACCACUCGUGUUCUCCUAACUGCAUCACAGAGGUGGUCAAUGUGGAGAAGGAGAACAAGAUCAUCAUCAGCUCCUGUAGACGCAUCCAGAGAGGAGAAGAGCUGUCCUACGACUACAAGUUUGACCUGGAGGACGAUCAACAUAAGAUCCCGUGUCACUGUGGAGCCGUGAACUGCAGGAAAUGGAUGAACUGAAGACACACAAAUCUCUGACUCUUACCUGUCUCUCUCUCUCUCUCUCUGGAGUCUGGGUGUCGAUCGCCCGUCGCCGCGUGGGCGGAGCUACACUUCAUAUCAGAAGUGAAUAUAUUAAUAAGCCUGAUCACACAUGUAAUAAUGAUUGGAGGGAGGGACGGGGCUAAUCCUGAUUGGGAUGAAUGAUUGACAGGUGAGGGGGCGGGGCUUAUGACGAGGCUGGUCCUCUGUGUGUAUAUACAGAUGUAAAUGUGAAAUUACAGAAAGUCUUCGUCAUUAAGUUGCACUAUGAAAAAUAUAAAAUACAAAAAGAGAUCAAUGCCCACUGAAACAUACUUGAUUCCUUCCUCCUCCUCCUGCGUUUUGUUAAUUUCCUGUAAAAUAAGAGAUUUUGUUCUUUUUGUAUUUAUUACUGAAUGAAGCUAUUUUCUAAAUCGGCGGUGAGUUCGAGGUCCGGAUUCUCAGUCUGUAAAUAACUGUAUCAUAAAUCUAAAGGAAAAACUAAACAUUUAGAAAUCACUCCACCGACAGCUACCUUAACGUCCUCAUCCUCACCUUCAUCACCUGCCCAUCCGCUUCCUGUCGCGGUGCGUGCUGAUUGGAUGAAGACUUCGGGCAGGUGUCAUGUGACUUUAGUCUCUGUGUUUUUUCUCCCAGCGUUUUGGCUGCAGGCGUUUUUAUGUUGAUGUUUUUUCACUUUGAGUUGAGUCCUGCUGUACAUAUGAGGUUUAUGAGGACUCAGUGAGACGACAUGAAGCCUUGUUUUGUUUUUUAAUAUUCACGUAAACAGAGUGUUACCAUGACGACAAUAGUAAUGAUGAUGUUUGUUUUUGUUUUGGGGAAAAUGUGGAAUCUGAUUUAGAAUAAUUUACAGAAAAUAAAAUAUUUUACAUCUUGAA